UUAAUAAUUUACUAUAGGUACCUAAGACGGUAUGAUAAUAAUAUUAUAUAGUAUUAAUUAUUAUGUAUAAUAAAUGAAGGUUUAACUGAUGAUUACUAUCUACUGAUCGAGUACCGUUCGACCCGAACAGUCGAGUCAGUUCGUUUUUGUCGUUUUCGUUCGAUCUGACACCGCGAACGUGGGAAGACAAUAAAUAUAACGUACGAUUACGUACAAGUUAUCGAUAGCUAUUAUUAUAGCCGACAGGUGCUUAUAUAAAAUACGGUUUUAAACGAAUUAUCUAUUUUUUCGAGACAAUUUUUAAUUUUAGUUAGUAUGUAACCGAAUUUGUCUUCGGUGCCGUUGUUUUUUUGUUCUCUAUAUACGAUAUAAUAUAAUAUAUUCUAUUUUAUUAUAAUAUAAUAUUAUUAAUAUUACAUUGGAGUAAAUCGGUUACGACGAAUAAUGACCGCCGCGGCCAAGACCAGCAUCAUGGACGCCGUCAACAAGGGUGUACAUCUGUCCGGUGCCGUGCUCUUCACUUACUCACUGUACUAUUAUUACACAUACGUCAACAUACCGGCCCGUCUCAACCCCUUGGAUGAGGCUUUUGGUGGAAAAUUCAAAUAUCUAACCUUCUGCAAUAUGGUCAUCCAAACAGUUUUCUACCUAUACGCGGUGUUCAUAGAUCACAUUGCCGUGCGUACUUGCUCAGCUGUCAUAUCAGAGUCGCUUGAAAGAAGCAAACACAAUUUUUUCACAAUGUUUGCGUUCCCGCUGUCAAUGUUUAUUGCCGUAAGCUUUUGGCCAAUGUGGUUUGCUGACAAAUCUUUAGUUAUGCCAUUGCACUAUGAUCUAUACUUUCCGUCUUGGCUGAAUCAUGUUACACAUGCGCAUAUUUUUAUAUUUGCAAUAUUAGAAAUGAUUACAACUUACCGAGAAUAUCCGUCCAGAAUUACAGGGUUAUCUGUUUUUAUUACUUUUAAAGUUUGCUAUUUGAUUUGGAUUAACUUUGUAUUUUACAAAAGUGGCAUGUGGGUUUACCCUAUUCUUGCGAAACUCAACUUACCAUUGAGAGUGAUGUUCUUCACCGGAACAUUUUUAUACGCUCCAUUUACUUAUCUAGUCGGUGAAUACUUUAAUAAUACCUACUGGGGCAUUCGUCCUUCAAAUAAAUCAAACACAACGAAGAAAGAAUAAAACGAAUACAAUAUUAAUAAUAUGAUGGCAUUGUACCCAAUAUCGUACGUUUAAUGUUGGACCUGCAGAACGUCUAGAUUUCUAGGUACGCAUACUGUAUGCGUUUAUAAUUUUGAAUUGUAAAAAAUAUAUCAAAAUAUGAUCUUUUAGUACCUAUAGGUGUCUAUAAAUUAUAAUUUUAUAUGUAUAUAAAUAUUAAAUAUAUAGUACAUAAAACAAGAACAUAAUAUACUAUAUCAAAAUAUAACGUGUUACAGAGAUAUUAA
Aphis gossypii (cotton aphid) is the source of this 1445-nucleotide messenger RNA. Its product is annotated as androgen-induced gene 1 protein-like. Lineage: Eukaryota; Metazoa; Arthropoda; Insecta; Hemiptera; Aphididae. The transcript is spliced from 5 exons. The record is from RefSeq and is a predicted model, not a curated record. The coding region runs from base 445 to 1179 and encodes 244 amino acids. Gene Ontology annotation, cellular component: membrane; endomembrane system.